Cololabis saira (Pacific saury) is the source of this 1158-nucleotide messenger RNA. RefSeq names its product hydroxycarboxylic acid receptor 2-like. Gene Ontology annotation, molecular function: G protein-coupled receptor activity. Bases 1 to 1158 code for a protein of 385 amino acids. The transcript has 2 exons. Gene Ontology annotation, biological process: G protein-coupled receptor signaling pathway. NCBI's taxonomy places the organism in Eukaryota, Metazoa, Chordata, Actinopteri, Beloniformes, Belonidae. The record is from RefSeq and is a predicted model, not a curated record. Gene Ontology annotation, cellular component: membrane.
AUGGACCCAGAACCAAACUUAACCACUAUCUUAAACCUCCCAACUCCUGGAGGGGGUUGCCCCCCGGUUGGGAUCUUAAACCUCACAACUCCUGGAGGGGGUUGCCCCCCGGUUGGGAUCUUAAACCUCACAACUCCUGGAGGGGGUUGCCCCCCGGUUGGGAUCCAGCUGGAAGGACUAAUCCUGCCCCCGAUGCUGAGCAUUGAUGUGAUUCUGGGACUGCUGGGGAACAUCGUAGCUCUGUGGAUCUUCUGCUUCAGAAUCAAGGCCUGGAACACCAACAACCUGUUCCUCUUUAACCUCGUCAUCGCUGAUUUCCUGGCUCUGGCCAGCCUACCGCUCAGGAUUGAUGCCUUGCUCAGAGGCUACUGGGUGUUUGGAGAUGGGAUCUGCCGGAUCAACCUGUUCCUGAUGUUCUCCAACCGAACGGCCAGCAUCGCCUUCAUGACGGUGGUGGCUGUUUACCGCUAUUUCAAGGUUGUCCACCCUCACCACUGCUUGGUGAUGACAAAGAGACGGGUGGUGUUGGUAACUGUGCUGCUCUGGUUGGUGGUUAUCUCACCUCGGGUUCCCAUGCUGGCCUUCAACCACAUCAAGGGCAGUGGAAACACGACUCAGUGCUUCUUCUUCACCUCCUACAAAGAGGCGUCCUCUGCCAUCAUCAUCCUGGUAGCCGUGCACCGCGUCCUGACGGUGCUGGAGUUCAUCCUGCCCAUGAUCCUGCUGCUGUUCUGCUCCAUCCAGAUCUACAGCUUCCUGAAGCAACACCAGACGAUGGGGAAACCCCACAAGCUGAGGAAGGCCAUGCGGAUGUGUGCCGUGAUCAUUGCGGUGUUCAUGGUGUGCUUCCUGCCCACCACGGUGACGACCGUCGGAGUGUGGGUGAUCCGCUCGUACCGGCCCUGGGACUGUAGCAGCUUCUACACCUUCACCCAGCUCACCAUCGUGUCCUUGGGUCUGAACUUCCUGAACUCGGCUCUGGACCCCGUCGUCUACGUCUUCUCCAGCUCCACCUUCAGGAAGGCCCUGCUGGCAGCGACGCCCCGCGCUCUGCUCUGCAGGAAGGAUGGAGAUCAGAACUCGGCCUCCAUGUCAACAACUCAGUCCACCAAUCAGCAGGAAAUGAGGUUCAUGAGAGAAGCAGCGUCUGACCCAUGA